AUGGUGGAACAAGCAGUCGGCAGGGCAGCCAUACGGGCAAGGCAAAUACUACUAGACCCCCAACCAGGCAAGACUCUAUUCCCGGCGGACACCUCCAACUCCGAUAUAGCGAAGAAACUGAAAGACGCCCUCUCCAACAUUCGAACUGACGACACACCCCCGGGAGACAUCAAGGCAGUUCUCUCUCUCCGCAAUGGAGGGAUCAUCGUUGAACUGGAAAGUGAAUGUUUAGCAUCCUGGAUGCGUGACCCCAUUGGCAGAGCUCUGCUUGAAGCACAAUUUGACACUGAAGUAUCGUUCCGAAAGCGCACGUAUGCAUUAGUCCUGGAAUACUUACCGAUUCAACUACAGAUUGAACAAGAAGAAUUUCUACGUAAGGUCGAGAACGAAAACAACCUUCCGGACCACUCUUUAGCUACUGUCAGAUGGAUCAAGCCCCCCACACGCCGUACUCAGCAACAACGAAAAGCAUUCGCUCUUCUCCAAGUCAUCGAAGCACCUAUCGCCAAUGACAUCCUAAGGGAUGGACUGUGCAUCAACAACGAACGAAUUGAAGUACGCAAGGACAAAAGGGAACCACUCCGAUGCGCAAAAUGCCAGCGCUACGGCCACAUAGCGCGAAAUUGCUCUGCCUCAUCUGAUAUAUGCGGCACCUGC
Suillus plorans is the source of this 657-nucleotide messenger RNA. RefSeq lists its product as uncharacterized. The annotation marks the transcript as partial. Lineage: Eukaryota; Fungi; Basidiomycota; Agaricomycetes; Boletales; Suillaceae. The record is from RefSeq and is a predicted model, not a curated record. Gene Ontology annotation, molecular function: nucleic acid binding; zinc ion binding. The transcript has a single exon.